Eucalyptus grandis is the source of this 2787-nucleotide messenger RNA. Its product is annotated as sulfoquinovosidase. Bases 30 to 2636 code for a protein of 868 amino acids. Gene Ontology annotation, molecular function: carbohydrate binding; hydrolase activity, hydrolyzing O-glycosyl compounds. The record is from RefSeq and is a predicted model, not a curated record. The transcript is spliced from 8 exons. Gene Ontology annotation, biological process: carbohydrate metabolic process. NCBI's taxonomy places the organism in Eukaryota, Viridiplantae, Streptophyta, Magnoliopsida, Myrtales, Myrtaceae.
UUUCCUUGUUUGUUCGACUUCCCUAGAGAAUGUCGAGCCUCAAAAUCACCAAAAAGCACCACAGGCACCUCAACAACCCCUUCCCUUCCGCUCCAAAGUCCCUGCCUUUCGUUCAGGGGACUCUGUUCUCCGAGUCCCUGACAUUGGCGACACACCAGACCUUCCCAAUCGGGAAAGAUUUUCGGCUCACUUGGCAGUCAAGAAAUGGAGGCUUUCUCUCAGUUUCUCACCGACUGCAGCCCGACAAAUCCUUAUGGUCCACCAUCCCCGGACAAGCCUUUGUUUCCGGGGCUUUGGCCGAAACAGAGAUUCAAGAAAGCAGAGGAUCAUUUGUCAUCAAGGACAGAGAAGUCCGUUUGGUCUGUGAUCAUCAAACCAUCGAAGACAUAAGGGUGAUCGAUCAUUUGGACAGUUUCUUGCAUGCCACCGAUCCUGAUUUCCCUUCGGGAUGUGUAGGAUUUGAUCAGAAUGAUGUGAAGAAAACAGAGUUCCCUGUCCUGAUGAUAACUGGCAGGAUCUUUAGUAUGAAAAAGAAGCGCCCUCAAGACUCCAGCUUGAGUAAGAAAAUGACGCUAGGAAAGGAUUGCACUUAUGCAAGAUACUGGGUUUUCUUUGGUCAGAAAAGCAGUCACCAAGUUGGGUUUCAGGUGAGGCUGGGCAAACCCAACUUCAACCUCAGCCAGGCAAUUUCUCCGGCUGGUCUAAGAAGGCGUCAGGUCUUAAGACUGAAGCUGUGCCAGCUUCGGAAGAAGAAACUCGGAUGGUGGUGGUCCUUUCGGAGGCCAAGAAAUUAUGUUGCGGUUUCCUCUGCUGAGGACGAAAUAGUCGGAGUGAAGCCUCCAGAGUCCACAGAAUUUAACAGGAUUUGUCUCACUUAUUCCAGCGAAAAAAGUGAAAAAUUCUACGGUUUCGGGGAGCAGUUCUCUCACAUGAAUUUUAAAGGCCGAAGGGUGCCAAUUUUCGUACAAGAACAGGGCAUUGGACGAGGUGAUCAGCCAAUAACUUUCGCAGCUAAUUUGGUUAGCCACAGGGCUGGGGGUGAUUGGAGUACCACUUAUGCUCCUUCACCGUUCUACAUGACAUCAAAGAUGAGAUCUCUUUAUCUUGAAGGAUACAACUAUUCCAUUUUCGAUCUAACAAGACAUGACAGAGUCCAGAUACAGAUGCAUAAUAAUUCAAUCGAAGGAAGUCUAGUGCACGGCAACUCACCCACUGAGCUCCUUGAGCACUUCACAGGGACUAUUGGGAGGCCCCCUGAGCUGCCUGAAUGGAUCAUAUCUGGAGCUGUAAUUGGUAUGCAGGGUGGCACAGACAUGGUUCGCCAUGUGUGGGAUGAAUUGAGGGCCUACAAUGUUCCCAUUUCUGCCUUUUGGUUGCAGGAUUGGGUUGGGCACAGAGAGACAUUCAUUGGAUCACAACUCUGGUGGAACUGGGAAGUGGAUUCAACAAGGUACUGGGGAUGGCGACAACUAAUUAAGGAUUUAGAUGCUCAGCACAUUAGAGUAAUGACAUACUGCAAUCCGUGUCUGGCUCCGGCUGAGGAGAACCCAAACAGGAGGAAGAAUAUGUUCGAGGAGGCAAAAAGACUGGGCAUCUUGGUGAGAGAUAAGACUGGGGAACCGUACAUGGUUCCAAAUACAGCUUUUGAUGUUGGAAUGCUGGAUUUGACUCACCCAGAUACAGAGAGUUGGUUUAAACAAAUUUUACAAGAUAUGGUGGACGACGGAAUCAGAGGAUGGAUGGCAGAUUUUGGCGAAGGCCUUCCAGUGGAUGCCAAACUCUAUUCAGGUGAAGAUCCAAUAGUUGCUCAUAAUAGAUAUCCAGAACUAUGGGCUAAAAUAAACCGACAGUUCGUGGACGAAUGGAAGAGCAACCAUGGAGAGGCAGAAGACCCAGAAGAUACAUUGGUUUUCUUUAUGAGGGCUGGUUUCAGAGAAAGUCCUAAAUGGGGAAUGCUGUUUUGGGAAGGAGACCAAAUGGUCAGCUGGCAAGUUAAUGAUGGUAUCAAGAGUACAGUUGUCGGCCUCCUGAGCAGCGGAUUGUCUGGAUAUGCUUUUAACCAUAGUGAUAUUGGAGGCUAUUGUGCAGUAAGCUUACCCCUAAUCAGGUAUCACAGAAGUGAAGAGCUGCUAUUACGCUGGAUGGAGCUGAAUGCUUUUACCACAAUAUUCCGGACCCAUGAAGGAAACAAGCCAUCCUGUAACAGCCAGUUCUACUCAAACCAUAAAACCUUCUCACAUUUUGCAAGAUUUGCCAAAGUGUACAGUGCUUGGAAGUUCUACAGAAUACAACUCAUCAAGGAAGCAGCUCAAAAGGGCUUGCCUGUUUGCCGGCACCUGUUCCUCCACUAUCCUGAGGAUGACAAUGUACAUAAGUUUACUUAUCAGCAGUUCUUGGUUGGUACAGAGAUUCUUGUAGUUCCGGUGCUUGACAAAGGGAAGAAUAAUGUUAAAGCCUACUUUCCGGUUGGGGAAAGUUGUCCAUGGCAACAUAUCUGGACAGGAAAGUUAUAUACAAAUCAGGGUUAUGAAGCCUGGGUAGAAUCUCCAAUCGGCCAGCCUGCUGUAUUUGUUAAGGCUGGCUCAUUAGUUGGGGAGACCUUUCUGAAAAAUUUAAAAGACUUGAACAUACUUUGAAGAGAGGCAAAGCCAACGGCAGCCUCUGAUUCAGGGGGGACAGAGACAGGAGGAGGAAAGAAAAGUGUUCAUCAUUCUUUGCUAAUCUCUGUACAUAUUCAUUAUAAAGCCAAUUUUUUGGAAAUCGUGUAUGAUCAAAAUCUUUUUGCUA